CGAUAUUUCAUCUAAGCGCGCCGUUGUUUGUGACUUUGUUUGUGUCAAUAUGCUGUGUUAGCUGUGGGCUAGCUCGUCAUAGGUCGGGAAGACAGAAUGGCAAGAAAUGAAGAGAAGCAGCAAGGUAGACUGAACAGGCUGUGGCUUCAGAAAGAGAGGGAAGAGGGACGCAUCAGAGACGUGCAGGAGCAGAGACCCAAGUUGUCUACUCUCACUUCAGCCGCUUCAGUUAAAAAGUGGAUCCCCAGCAUCAAAAAUGACAUAGAGUACUAUUUACAACAGUCCCAGCUGUCUCAUUAUCCAGAGAGAAAAAUAGCUGAAUUUCAGCAGAACAUUGAGGCUCUGGAGAAGGAGUACAAAAAAUUCAUCACCAAACUACGGGUUUUUGACCCUUCUUGUAAGCACAAGCCGUGGACUGCACGACCGUACAGCAAAAGAAGAACAGAGACCGUGGGCUCUGAGAAACCAGCGAAAGAUCCACGGCACUCUAAGUCACAGGACAAUCACAGUGAGAGCUCUGACACUCCUACAACACCUCCACGUCUCGUCCACAGUAACCUUACGUCACAGUGUCCAGAAUCAGAAUGUCCGGAUCAAGACCAGCCACUCUCCUUUGACAAAACGCGCCUGGCAAUAGCCACUGCAGGGGUCAGACAUCUGUCACAUCAGGUCGGCUCCUGUCAAGAACAGAGUCUGGCCCGGAUGCUGCAGACGAGUCUGCCAAAUCUCACAAAUUCUCUUGUGGAUCACCGUUGUUCAUCAGGCAACAGCCGUACACAAAAGAGUGGCAGGACUGUGUUGAGUUUGGAAUCUGGACAUAAACGUGCCAUUCCCACGUGUAGUUCGGGCUGUGAAGCAACAGAGAGGACUACUGAGAGAUCUUUGAACAGUAGCCCAACCAGGGGGAGGACUGGUCACGUCCUGGGUUUGGAUUGUUACUCCUCUUCUGAUGAGGAGGAUACAUGAGGGCUAAUAUUUUUUAAAGAUUAAAUCUUUUAUUUUUCAAUGCUGGUUAGUCAUUUGUUCAAAACCCCUGUGUCUUGUUCUUGCCGCAGUUUGAAACAGCUGCAGUGCGAGCAGCCAUAGUAAAAUAAAUAUUUAUUACGUUAUUGAGUGCAUCAAUAGGAAAAUGUAUUUCAGCACUUUUUUUUCUUCUAAUUUUAAAAUCAAAUUGCAAGUUCCUGCAAUUAUCAACAUGGCGAUUUACAUUUCAAAUGCGCGAGUUUCGUUUUCAAAUUAAACCCAGGUUCUAAACUCCAGCUGUGUAAAAACCCAGUUGUCAUUAUGACCACAGCUGCAUCAGAAGAGAAGCAGGGUGUGUGAAAAAGUGAGUAGUUGGUGGAGAUAUCUGCUGAUUCAGUGAUUCAUUUGAGUCUCCUUGUCAGUUGAUUAACUGGAGCAGCAUCUCUAAGCGUUAUCUGGUUAGACCCCAAACACCAGCCUCCCACCUAACCCACUCUGUGGUGCUGCUACUGCUGCUACUGCUGCAAGGACCGCUUUCAGCAUGACAGUUCUGGGAAACAGACAAAUGCGCUUCUAGAAAGCAGACACUGUGAACUUUAUGGUUAGGUCUGACGUAAUUACCCCUCUACAUUUGUUUCGAACUGCAUUGUGGAUUUUCCUUCCUUGACCUGCAGAACAAGUCGGACAUCGCUUUUACCUGACAACUUCUUUUUGAGUUGCCAAAAUAGAAACCAAAACUUAUGGCGAAUUAACAUGACCUUCAAACAUUUACAAAAAAAGCAGUAGUAGAAUGGAUGGAGUGGAAUAAAAAAAAUAAAAAAUAUUUUCUGAAAAUGUUUUCCCCAGGUUUGGUUUUAACCGCAGUGAUCAUUCAGCCCCACAGCUUUAUAUUUUUAGAGAGACACCAGGGAUGUCAAUAAGACCACAGUGGUACAAACUCCCAACUGUGGGGUGGAAAGUGGUGUGUGUGUGUGAAUGAUGAGCUUUCCUGUAAGCUCAUGUCUGGGGUAUGGGUUGGGGUUAAUUCUCAUCUCUGUAGAGUUAUGUCUCUCUGCUGUUGCUACCAGCUUAUGAUGUGGCAGAAACAUCUUUCCUGUACAGGCACACUGACUUCAGCUGAAAGUGCUAUAAACUCACCCACGUGAAAUGCAUUUAAUUAAAACGUCGGUUGUAACUUGGCAAAUAAUCCGAAGGAAGUAUUUAUUAACAUUUACAAAUGCA
Messenger RNA from Cynoglossus semilaevis (tongue sole), 2184 nucleotides. RefSeq lists its product as uncharacterized. Gene Ontology annotation, biological process: generation of catalytic spliceosome for second transesterification step. The transcript is spliced from 5 exons. Bases 97 to 966 code for a protein of 289 amino acids. The record is from RefSeq and is a predicted model, not a curated record. Lineage: Eukaryota; Metazoa; Chordata; Actinopteri; Pleuronectiformes; Cynoglossidae.